Gadus morhua (Atlantic cod) is the source of this 1782-nucleotide messenger RNA. RefSeq lists its product as uncharacterized. The record is from RefSeq and is a predicted model, not a curated record. Bases 438 to 1352 code for a protein of 304 amino acids. The transcript has 3 exons. Lineage: Eukaryota; Metazoa; Chordata; Actinopteri; Gadiformes; Gadidae. Gene Ontology annotation, molecular function: sequence-specific DNA binding.
CUCCAUAUAGUUUUGCAAGGCGCAAUAAACUCAGAACCAGAAGAAGAAGCAGCAUCUCCAAACCAAACAGUAGGUGGCGGUAAUGUUCCAUAUAGUUUUGCAAGGCGGCAAUAAACUCAGAAGCAGAAGAAGAAGCAGCAUCUCCAAACCAAAACGUACGUGGCGGUAAUGCUCCAUAUAGUUUUGCAAGGCGGCAAUAAACUCAGAAGCAGAAGAAGAAGCAGCAUCUCCAAACCAAACAGUAGGUGGCGGUAAUGCUCCAUAUCGUUUUGCAAUUCGCAAAUAAACUCAAAAGUAGAAGAAGAAGAACAAGAACAAGAAAAAGAAGAAGAAGAAGAAGUAUCUCUAAACCAAACCGUAGGUGCCGGUAAUGCUCCAUAUCGUUUUGCAAGGCGCCAAUAAACUCAGAAGAAGAAGAAGAAGAAGAAGAAGGCAUCAUGGCUUGCAAACCAUGGACUUGCAAACGUGCGAAGCAUAGCAGUUGCUCAGUGUUUGGAUGCACAAAUGAACACAAAACUCUAUUUUUAGUUCCUUCAUCCGAGCCUCUGAAGAACCAGUGGGUUAAUUUUAUUGUCCCUGGAAAUGCACCAGUCUGCGCCAAACAUUUCUCUGACGACUGCUUCCUCAACUUGGGCCAAUACAGAGCUGGACUUGCUCAAUGUCUGAAGAUCAAGUCUGGAUCAGUACCAACUCUCCACGGCUCAGCUACAAACCUCGAAAAAGCCAGCUCAUCAAGGGCUUACAUUCAGCAGCUUCUCUCAAGGGAUGUUGCCUGCCAGACAGACCACCUGGAAACACAUACUGUAGGCACACAGCUAUCCUUAAACACUUUGCAGCCCCAUUUUAAAAGUGAAGACUGCGAUGCCUUUGGAGACCGUAGCACUCAGCGCAACGCCACCUCGGAGAGUCUGGGUGUGGACACCCCUGGCUCCUCCCACAUGUCCAGUCACAGCGGGGAGCUGAAGAUUCUGAGCGUCUACGGAAAAGGGGAGGGCCCUCUGGCGAUGGACGGCCAUGACACCCUCUUCAUGGCGUCAGAAGUUGAGGACCUGAACUCGCUGUCUGCAGACCACAGCGUGGCCAAGAGCCUGGAGCGCGGCAAGCGGCUGGUCCGCCGCAAGGAGCUGAGGGUAAAGGUUGGAAAUCAUCUUCCUAUUCACCAUCCAAAAGAGAGGCUUCCUCUGUUACAAGUCCAGCACACACCCUUAGAUUAUAACACCUUUAUGAUUCAAUGUGUCUCACUCUCAAGUAGGGAUUCAUUUUUCUGUGCAAAUGAAAGAAUAUGUCUUGUGUGUGUUUCCUUCUUUAUGUGGAAAGCAGCAGACCCCAGACACCAUUUCAAUCAAGGUUGAAGAGGAUAUUGGUGGAGGCUUGCCCGCUGUAGGUCAGUAAUACACAUUGCAUCUAUGUAAGCAAACAACCUGGAUCAGCUGAGAAUGUACUCGAUUCUAUCUGCGCUAAAAAGCCUGGUCCUCUUUGGAAAAGCAUCAUGACCAGAGCCCUGCUUAAACACGAGGACUACUUAUGCAUUUUAUAGUAGAAUGAUUUACAACUUCUUCAUGGCGGACAGGUGCAGGAAUGCUGAAUCAGAGUAUUGAUAAAACAGGUGAUUGGAAACAACAGAUGUCAUGGGUGUCUUAAUGACCUCCUCCGUAUCCUUAAAGGGCGGAGAUAUAGCGGUGCCUUCUCAGCUUGAGCCUUUGACCCCCCCACCCCCCCUCCCUCCGGAGGGGAAUAGGGAAAAUGUAUAGUCAACAAAUAGUCAAAAUGUAAUUCUUCCAA